Oppia nitens is the source of this 883-nucleotide messenger RNA. RefSeq lists its product as uncharacterized. The coding region runs from base 35 to 883 and encodes 282 amino acids. Lineage: Eukaryota; Metazoa; Arthropoda; Arachnida; Sarcoptiformes; Oppiidae. The record is from RefSeq and is a predicted model, not a curated record. The transcript has 5 exons.
UAGAAAUUCCCGUAAAUUUACGGAAUUGUUUUGUAUGCCUAACAAAACCGAUACGGAAAUCGUCCGAAAGAUAAUUGAUUGCGAAAUCAAAUCAUUGAACGGUGUAUCCAAUGAUGUCAAACAAUUGAAAGCUGAAUGGCAAAAAUUUGGUGAACAAUGUAUAACAACGGCUGAUUUGGAUCAGGAAAUGGCCGACUAUACUAAAGUGGAUAUAAAAUCGGAAAAUUUUUUAAUAAAAUUAAAAUUAUUACAAUCAUGUUCAGAUAAAUUUGGCGACUGUCUAGCAACUAAACGUACUGAAAAAUUUAUGAAAGAUUUCGAGAAAGUUGCCCAAAAAUAUUACGAUUCAUUAAAAGUUUAUUAUUUGUUUUUGUUGAGCACCGGUAGYCAAACCGAUGAUACCAUUGACUGUCUGAAUGGUAUACGUAUUAUAUCAAUGGUUAUUACUGUAGCUACACAUACUAGUUUUGAUACAAGAUUGAUUGCAGCAAAUGUUGAUGACGUCCGACAAUUGGAGAAAACAUUUUGGUUACAAUCUGUAAUGAAUUUUACCCAUUCGGUUGAUAUAUUUUUCCUGGUUUCGGGAUUCCUGAACGCCUACGGUAUUAUCAAAUGGGUUAAUAAAACGGGACGAUUGCCAACAAUCGGUUAUUGGUUGAUAGCGAUAGCCAAAAGGUAUAUAAGGAUAACACCGUCGGUAUUGGCAUUUAUUUGGGCAACAAUUGCUGGCGAACUACUGUUUACUGGACGACCCCUAUGGCACCUAUUACAAAAAUUGGGAAUUGCUAUCAAUUUAUUGACAAUAUUAGCUGCCUGUACAUGGAUUGGUGUAGUGAUUGGCCAAAAUGGUUUGACACCGACACAGAUAAAAACAAUUUUGUAA